Molecule: messenger RNA, 414 nt
Organism: Symbiodinium necroappetens
Lineage: Eukaryota; Dinophyceae; Suessiales; Symbiodiniaceae
Source: the annotation of a GenBank genome assembly
AUGCGGCGCUGUUCCGCCUCCGCAGACGUGCAAGAGAGCUGCUGCAAGAUCCUCAAGGAGCUGGCAGCCAUGAACGCGCAAAUGCGCGAGCACCUCCUCAAGGAGUCAGCGCUGGAGAUGGUAAUCAACGCCAUGAAGAACCACGUGCAGCAUGGGAGAGUACAGGUGGAUGGAAAUGGCGAGAGCCUCAGCAAAGGAGCGAGUGCAGUAUUCUGCUCGGACGAAGUCAGGGUCCAAGCUCUGUCGGUGGCCAUCCACGAACACGAUGUGCCGGAGGUGCAGAAGGCAGGGUCGGCUGCUCGCCAGCGCCUUGCCGUCCGCGGUUUCAGGCUCAGCCAGUUUCAGACGCAGCUGGUGCGGCCUUCCAUCGUGAAGCGACGUCGAAUGAUCUCACUCUCCUCCAUUCCGGAGUGA